Tympanuchus pallidicinctus (lesser prairie-chicken) is the source of this 3852-nucleotide messenger RNA. It is a transcript of the gene HCN3, whose product is annotated as hyperpolarization activated cyclic nucleotide gated potassium channel 3. Gene Ontology annotation, cellular component: membrane. The transcript has 8 exons. Gene Ontology annotation, biological process: potassium ion transport; transmembrane transport. Bases 303 to 3188 code for a protein of 961 amino acids. Gene Ontology annotation, molecular function: voltage-gated potassium channel activity. The record is from RefSeq and is a predicted model, not a curated record. NCBI's taxonomy places the organism in Eukaryota, Metazoa, Chordata, Aves, Galliformes, Phasianidae.
CGCCGCUGUCGCCGCCGCCGCCGCCCGGGCCUCGCUGCUCGGUGCCGCCGCUCCGGUGCCGCCGGAGCCUCUCCGCUGGCGGCGGGAUCUGGAUUCACUCAAGCUGAGGGGCGUGCGCAACAGGCGGGCGGCGGGCCGGAGCAGAGGGCACGGCGAGAGAACGCAGCCGGUGACCGAACCCCCGGGGGGCGGCGAGCGUGAGGCCGCCCGGGGCCGGGCAUGUGCGGCGGGGCGGCGGGCAGGGCGCCUGGGCAAGGGCGUUUGAAGGAAACGUGAAGCGCGGCGGCGGCGGCGGCGGCGGGAUGGACGCGGCACCGGGCCGGAGCCCCGAGCCCCGGGAGAAGCCGCCGGUGCUGGAUGGGGAGGCGGCGGGGCGCGGCGGAACGGGGACGGCAGCCGGUGCUCCGGGCGCGGCCUCACCGGCGGAGCAGAUCGUGGCGGAGGGCGAGGCGGCGGCGGCGGGCACGGGAACGGGCACGGGCACGGGAACAGGAACGGGAACGGGAACGGGCACGGGAACAGGAACGGGAACGGGCACGUUCGUGCAGCGGCAGCUCGGGGCCAUGCUGCAGCCCGCCGUGAACAAGUUCUCGCUGCGCAUGUUCGGCAGCCACCGGGCCGUGGAGAUCGAGCGGCAGCGGGUGAAGUCGGCCGGUGCUUGGAUCAUCCACCCCUACAGCGACUUCAGGUUUUACUGGGACCUCAUCAUGCUGCUGCUGAUGGUGGGCAAUCUGAUCAUCCUCCCCGUGGGCAUCACCUUCUUCAAGGACGAAAACACCCCUCCCUGGAUCGUUUUCAACGUCCUUUCGGACACUUUCUUCUUGGCCGACCUCGUCCUGAACUUCAGAACGGGCAUCGUGGUGGAGGACAACACGGAGAUCAUCCUGGAUCCCCACACCAUCAAAAUGAAAUACCUGAAGAGUUGGUUCUUGGUCGACUUCAUCUCCUCCAUCCCGGUCGAUUACAUUUUCCUCAUCGUCGAUCUGGAGACGCAGGUGGACUCUGAUGUCUACAAAACAGCCCGCGCUCUGCGCAUCGUCCGCUUCACCAAAAUCCUCAGCCUGCUGCGCCUGCUGCGCCUCUCCCGUCUCAUCCGCUACAUCCACCAAUGGGAGGAGAUCUUCCACAUGACGUACGACCUGGCCAGCGCCGUGGUGAGGAUCUUCAACCUCAUCGGCAUGAUGCUGCUGCUGUGCCACUGGGACGGCUGCCUGCAGUUCCUGGUGCCCAUGCUGCAGGAUUUCCCCGAGGACUGCUGGGUCUCCAUCAACCACAUGGUGAACGACUCCUGGGGGAAGCAAUACUCGCACGCUCUGUUCAAGGCCAUGAGCCACAUGCUGUGCAUCGGCUACGGCCAGCAGGCGCCCGAGGGGAUGACCGACGUCUGGCUGACAAUGCUGAGCAUGAUUGUGGGCGCCACCUGCUACGCCAUGUUCAUCGGCCACGCCACCGCCCUCAUCCAGUCGCUGGAUUCGUCCCGCCGUCAAUACCAGGAGAAGUACAAGCAGGUGGAGCAGUACAUGUCCUUCCACAAGCUGCCCGGGGACACCCGCCAACGCAUCCACGAGUAUUACGAGCAUCGCUACCAAGGCAAGAUGUUCGACGAGGAGAACAUCCUGGGGGAGCUCAGCGAGCCGCUCAAAGAGGAGAUCAUCAACUUCAACUGCCGCAACCUGGUGGCCAACAUGCCGCUGUUUGCCAACGCUGACCCCAACUUCGUCACCGCCAUGCUCACCAAGCUGCGCUUCGAGGUCUUCCAGCCUGGAGAUUUCAUCAUCCGUGAGGGAACCGUGGGCAAAAAGAUGUAUUUCAUCCAGCACGGGGUGGUCAGCAUCCUCACCAAGGGCAACAAGGAGACCAAGCUGUCCGACGGCUCCUACUUUGGGGAGAUCUGCCUGCUGACACGGGGCAGGCGGACGGCCAGCGUGCGAGCCGACACGUAUUGCCGCCUGUAUUCCUUGUCUGUGGACAACUUCAACGAGGUGCUGGAGGAAUACCCCAUGAUGCGCAGAGCCUUCGAGACCGUGGCCAUGGACCGCCUGGACCGCAUAGGCAAGAAAAACUCCAUCCUGCUCCGCAAGCGCGCCGAGCACAGCGCGGGGCCCAUCAACACCGAGAUGAUCCAGCAGAUCGUGAAACACGACCAGGACGUGGCUCACAACAUCCAGGAGCUGCAGCAGAUGACGUUGGGCCGGGAGCUGAGCGGCAAACCGGUGAUCUGGGAGCCUUUGGUUCACGCACCGCUGCAAACGGCCGCCGCCACCACCAACGUGGCCAUCGCCCUGACCCACCAACACAGCCUGCAGGCCCACAUCUUCCUGCCUCCUUCCUCCAUCUCCAGCCCCCUCUCUCCCGAGGCCACGCUGCUCACCAAACCGGUGCGUCGCUCCCAGCCCAGCCUGGGGGGCUCUCGGCCCUCCUCCGUCAGCUCCCCAUCCGGGGCUCCGUCCCACCUGCAGACGCCCGCCGCCGCCUCUCCGUCUUCGCCCAUGCUGCAGUCCCAGGCGCCCCUGGAAAGCGGCGUCCAGCGGCCGGGGGCUCAGGGGAGCCUCGGGGCUCAGGGCCCCCAACGCGUGGGGCAGAAGGGGGAGAUGGCGGCCAAGCAGCCCCCGGCGGCGGCGGCCCAACCGCAGCUCUCCAAGUCCCGCGGCGCUUCCGUCUCCACUUCUCUGCUGCAGCAGGCGGCGGGAGCCCCUUCCCCCAGCUCGGAGCCGCCGGCGGGGAGGACUCUCCAUUACAGCCUGUCCAGAGCCACGGGUUCCCACAUCUCGCUCCUGAUGCAGCCUCAGCAGUUGGUGAAGCACCGGAGCAUCCACGGGCUGCCCGUCGGGCGGCUCACGCAGGACGUCCGCCUCCUCUCUGCCUCGCAGCCCUCCCUGCCCAAUAAAGUCGCCCAGCAAGCAGACGGGAGCUCCUUGCAGCAGGGCAGGAAAUCCGCGGGGAACCUGGCCCGCAGGUCUUCCCCUUCGGUCUCCGGACUCCUCUCCAAGCCGGGUCCGGGGGUCCCGCACCCGCAGCAGAUGCCUUCGGGAUCCCCGGCGCAGCCGAACCGCCCCGCGGCCGCGGCUCCCGCCCCGCAAUCCCCGGUGUCGGCGCCCCGCCCGGCGGCGGCUCCCUCCCGUAAGGGCUCCGUGGCCUUCAGCCCUGAAGUGGAAACGGGGAAACCCAAACUGCCGUCCAACAUGUGAACCCCGUGGGUACGGAGCGACCGGCCGAGACCCGGCGGCGUCGGAGGGGCGGGGAGGUGAGCGGAGCUGCGGCAGCGCCGGGUUUUUGAGGAGGGGGCUCUCCUUUGGGACUCUGCUCCAUCGCCGCCCCUCGAGGCCCUCCUGCAGGCACAGCCCUCACCCCAAAUCCUUCGCGGGGUCCCAGCUGCCCGCAGGUCUCCCUCAGAGCCGGGACACUCCGUGCGUUCCCCCGCACCCGGGGUCGGGGUGAUGCCAGACCCACACAUCCCCUCCUCCAGCCCCAAGGAGCUGCCCGGCUGGUUGGGACGGGAGGGGCUGAGAUCAGAGGGGGUCGGGGAGCAGUGCCUGCGGCCAGGAGGGACCGGGACCCCCCCCCCCGAACACACCGGGACCGCGUGCCUGGAGCCGGCGGUCCCGGAGCAGCGAGGCGCCGAGCCGGGGAUGGGCGGCUGCUCCCGGUGCGGCUCCUCCGUUCCGUGGGGCCGGGGAUGCGGCGAGAGGCACCGAACCCCACAUCCGACCGCCUCCCCCCCCCCCCCCCCCCGAGCCGACAGCCAGCAACGUGUGAGUGUGAAUCGUGGCUCCGUCGAGCAGCUGAGCUCCGCUUCGUCGUCGCUUUGGGCUCCGCCGUGUUAGCAGUCCCGAUUAGAGCUGUGUUCCCAGA